UCUGUCAUUCAGUCAGUCAUUUAAAAUUGUCAAGAGUAGAUGUGUCGCUAUUUAAUGAAAACGUAAUCGUUUUAAUUUAUUACUAUUAUUAUUAUAUGAACCAGUUUUACACAUACCUUUAGAAAAAAUAUUCAUCACUUUGUAUUAAAUCAAUUAAAAAGAAAUGAGUGAUAACAAAAAUGACAAAAAGGAAAUACGCGUAUGGUGUGAUGGGUGUUAUGAUAUGGUCCAUUUUGGCCAUGCAAAUUCUCUCAGACAAGCUAAAGCAUUAGGCGAUGUACUGAUCGUGGGUGUACACACCGACGAAGAAAUUUCAAAACAUAAGGGCCCUCCAGUGUUUACUCAAGAAGAGCGUUACAAAAUGGUCCGUGCUAUAAAAUGGGUUGAUCAGGUUGUAGAAGGAGCACCCUAUGUUACAACCUUGGAAACCUUAGAUAAAUAUCAAUGUGACUUUUGUGUGCAUGGAGAUGACAUAACAGUAACAGCAGAUGGAAUAGACACAUAUCAUUUAGUUAAAGAAGCCGGCAGAUACAGAGAAGUGCAGAGAACGGCCGGUGUGUCUACAACUGAUCUAGUUGGAAGAAUGCUCCUCCUCACAAGGGAACAUUUCAAGAGAGGUGACAAAGAGUAUACAGUAGCGCUGGACCACUCAUCAAACCUUGGUACAGACUCGACUGCCAGGUCUCCUUACACUGGCUGCUCACAGUUCUUGCCAACCACCCAGAAGAUUAUACAAUUUAGCAGUGGUCUUUCUCCUAAACCAACCGAUAAGGUGGUGUAUGUUGCGGGCGCAUUUGAUCUCUUCCACGUCGGCCAUCUUGACUUCUUGGAAGCCGCCAACGCGCAAGGGGAUUUCCUGAUCGUGGGCUUGCACACCGACCUCGAGGUCAACCGCUACAAGGGAUCCAACUACCCUAUCAUGAAUUUACACGAGCGGGUACUCUCCGUGCUCGCUUGCAAGUUCGUGCACGAGGUGGUGAUCGGCGCGCCGUACAGCGUCACCGCGGACCUGAUGGACCACUUCGGAGUGCAGGUGGUGUGCCACGGCCUCACCCCUAUAGCGCCCGACGCAGACGGCUCGGACCCAUAUAAGGUUCCCAAACAACGGGCUUGUUUUAAGACGCUGAAUUCCGGUAACUCGAUGACUACCGAGGACAUAGUUCAGAGAAUAAUCCGCCACCGUCUCGAAUUCGAGGUACGAAACUCGCGCAAGGAGCAGAAAGAAUUAUCGCUCAUAAAACCCCUGCAAGAAUAUCAUAUAAAACAAAAUGGCGAUUGCCAUGUUAAAAAUGAAUCUAGUUAAUUUAUAAUAACAUCGACAAAUUUCGUUACAUUCUCUUUAAUAUAUUCAAUUCGUAUUACUGAUAUAGUGAAAUGUUAAAUAAUUAAUAUUUGACUAGAUUAUAAUUUAUAUUGCGUAUGAAUUUCCUCGUUUACCCGCCUAUAAAUAUAUUUACAAGUUAGUUGCCUAUACAUUGUCAAAUGUACACAAAAAAUUUUUGAUUUUAUUUACUUUUGUAGUAUGUGUGCCGUUUAGUCUUUAUAUUUUAUC
This is a messenger RNA of Papilio polytes (common Mormon), 1552 nucleotides long. RefSeq names its product ethanolamine-phosphate cytidylyltransferase (gene Pect). The record is from RefSeq and is a predicted model, not a curated record. The transcript has 8 exons. Gene Ontology annotation, molecular function: ethanolamine-phosphate cytidylyltransferase activity. NCBI's taxonomy places the organism in Eukaryota, Metazoa, Arthropoda, Insecta, Lepidoptera, Papilionidae. Gene Ontology annotation, cellular component: cytoplasm. Gene Ontology annotation, biological process: phosphatidylethanolamine biosynthetic process. Bases 164 to 1303 code for a protein of 379 amino acids.